Molecule: messenger RNA, 2577 nt
Organism: Thecamonas trahens ATCC 50062
Lineage: Eukaryota; Apusomonadida; Apusomonadidae
Exons: 1
Coding region: 1-2577 (858 amino acids)
Biological process (GO): protein polyglutamylation; microtubule cytoskeleton organization
Cellular component (GO): cilium
Molecular function (GO): tubulin-glutamic acid ligase activity; tubulin binding
Source: RefSeq, a predicted model, not a curated record
AUGGCAGCGCAGUCAGAGGUGGACGACACGGAACCGAGGUGGGGCCUGGGCUCGGAGAGCGAGUCGGGCACAGAGUCCUCGCACUCGGGGUGCGACGGUGGUGCCGGAACAGGGAGUGGGCGGAGGAGUUGCGGCGAGUCAGAGGAGGCGCAGGCCAAGCAUGCGGCGACGGGCACUGUGGGCCAACAGGGCGGCCGCCGGGUGCUGCACUCGUUGGAGGAGACGCCUGCGCCCAGGGAGGCGAUGCUGACGACGGCGCUACCUGCAGUGAACAUGCCCGGCCUGCCUGUGGCGCUGCUCACGUUUGAGCAUGAGGGCGAGGGCGCGAGCGGCGGCGAGGACGACGCGGCGGCGGUGGGUGCAGCGGAGCGUGCCGGGAUGCCGAAGCGGCUGCGGCGGUCGAUGGUUUUUCUGGCGACGCGCAAAACGCCACACGUGGUGAAGCGUGCAAUGAUGAGGGCAGGGGUGCAGGUUGUGAAGCGGACGUCGCGGGCGUGGCUGGGAACGUGGGGCCCACGGCGGAAGGACGGCAUCCACCGCAAAGUCUCGCAGUUUACGCGGAUCAACCACUUGCCGGGCUCGUCUGCGAUCGGACGGAAGGACCGCCUGUACCUCACGCUGCGGCGGAUGGCGUCUGCGCAUCCUGGCGGCGAUUAUGCGUUCUUUCCGCUGACCUACCUGUUGCCGCAGGGCGAGGCGUCCCUGCGGCGCAAGAUGCGGACGCUCAAGGGUGGGACGCCGUGGAUUGUCAAGCCGCGAGCAUCGGCGCGUGGAAAUGGGAUCCAGGUUAUUUCGCGGGCGUCCGAGGUGCCGUCCGGCAAGUCUUGCAUUGUGCAGCGGUACAUCAAGAGCCCGCUGCUGAUCAACGGGACCAAGUUUGACAUCCGGCUGUAUGUGGCGGUCAUGUCUGUCAAUCCGCUGACUGUGUACCUCUUUGACGACGGGCUUGUGCGGUUUGCGACGGUCAAGUACGCGCCAGGGGCGGACUCGUGGUCGAACCGGUUCAUGCACCUAACCAACUACUCUGUCAACAAGCACAACACCGAGUACAAGGCAGCGGGCGCGGAGGCCGGAAGCGAGUCUGGCAGCGAGUCGGACGGCGGGAGCGACGAGAGCCAGGCCCACAAAUGGUCGCUGGCCGCGCUCAAGCAGUACUUUGCGGAGCACGGGAUCGGCGGGGAUGAGGUGUGGGAGCGUGUGGACGAUCUUGUAGUCAAGACCAUCAUUGCGAUGGAGUCCGAGGUCGCAGGAGUGGUACGGGCCGAGACGCGGCAUCGGUCGACAUGCUACGAACUCUUUGGUUUUGACGUCUUUCUGGACUCCAAGCUCAAGCCGUGGCUCAUCGAAGUCAACAUCUCGCCGUCACUCCACACGUCAACGGCGCUGGACCGGCGGAUCAAGGACGCGAUGGUGUGCGAUUUGUUCAAUCUUGCGGGCUUUACGGCGUACGACGUCGGUCAGCACGGGCGUGCGGAGCGGCGGAGCGUGGCCUCGCGGCUUGUGCGGCCGACGUCUGCAGGCAUGGCGGUGGGGCGAGGCAAGGCGGCGCGGGGCAAGGGGCGCCGGCGGGAGCGGCGGAGUGCGGAGCGGGACGAGUGGGGGCUUGGCGCGCUGAGCGCCGCCGACGUUCGGGUCCUCCGCGAGUUUGAGCUCCAGAUCUCACGGCGCGGGCGGUUUCGGCUUCUUUUUCCGCGGCCGUCGACCUUUGAGCGGUAUGUCGGUUACUUUCUAUCGUCGUUCCGGACGAACCAUCUCGUGUGGGCGCUGAUCAAGUCUGGGGCGGGUAGCGUGGAUGAAUUUAUUGGGAUUGGGGCCAAGCCUGGAGCUGGAUCUGGGACUGGGGCUGCUGGGGCCGCUGGAGCAGCAGUGGAAGUGGUUGAAGCUGAUGAGGUCGAUGGUGUUGAGGUCGAGGUCGAUGGGGUUGAGGUCGAGGCCGAUGGGAUUGAGGUCGAGGCCGAUGGUGUUGAGGUCGAGGUCGAUGGUGUUGAGGUCGAGGCCGAUGGGGUUGAGGUCGAGGCCGAUGGGGUUGAGGUCGAGGUCGAUGGGGUUGAGGUCGAGGCCGAUGGGGUUGAGGUCGAGGUCGAUGGUGUUGAGGUCGAGGCCGAUGGCGAGGCCGAAAUCGAGCCCAAAGCCGAGCCCGAAGCCGAGCCUGAAGCCCAACCACAACCACAACCGCAACCGCAACCCGAGCCCGUGGCUGCAGACGGGCGCAAAGUGCACAACGUAAUCGUGGUCGAGCCGGAGGAGUUGGAGCGGAUGGCAAGCGUGCCACUGACAUGGGGCGCGGUGGCGUCCAAACUCGGGCACGCGCCGAAGCGCGAGGUCAGGUACGGGCCGCUGGGCGGCUCAAGCGGGCGUAGUGCAAGCGCUGGCCCGCGCCGAGCGGGACUGGUGAUGCGGAUGCCGCAGAGCGCAGGGCGGGCGGAUCGGCGGCGCGGGCUGGUGAGCGCGCGAUCGACGUCGUCGCUGCCGCGGUACAAAGUCGCGGGCGGCGACGGCGGCGACGGUGGUGACGACAAUGGGAUCGACGGCCUGCGGAUCACCGGCGCACGGGUGCGGCGGCGGGUUGGGCCGUAG